GCUCUAUGGUUUCCAUAUUUUAACCUAGUUUGUAUUGCAGAAAGAAAAUUUACUUAUUUUCCAUUUUAAUCAUUUUAUUAAAAACAAAUCCAUCAAGAAAAAGCGAAAAUGAGCUCUUUGAAAAGGGUGCAGCAAUGGGCCACUUUUGCCAGGAUUUGGCAUGUAUUUGAUGCUUCUUGGCAGAACCCCUUUGAAUCCGCGAAAAUAUUAAGAAAAUACUUAAUGGGAAUGCACAAGCCAAUAUAUCAUCCUUUGAAUGAUUGUGGAGAUCAUGUAAUAGUCAUCAACAGUAAAGAUAUAGCUUUACCAGGAGAUGAGUGGAAAAAGCGGGCCUAUUUUCACCACACCGGUUAUCCUGGUGGAGCUAGUUGGACACUAGCUUGGGAAUUGCAUUCUAAAGAUCCUAAAAUGAUACUGAAAAAAGCAGUUUAUAACAGUAUGGCUGGAAAUAUUCAGAGGAGAUAUACAAUGGAAAGAUUGCACAUUUUCUCUGAUAAUAAUGUUCCCGAACAUUUAAUGAAGAAUGUAUCUAACCAAAUUAAGCAGCUUAGACCCAAGCCUAAAAGAUUGGAUCAUUAUGAUGCGGACUAUGUCAAACAAUUCCCGAAAAUUAUUGACUAUCCUUCUGAUUAUGUUUUGAGAUGAAUAAAUUAUAAUUAAAUUUAUGUAUAUUGAUUAAAUUCUAGGAGUGAAAAA
Messenger RNA from Coccinella septempunctata (seven-spotted ladybird), 696 nucleotides. It is a transcript of the gene mRpL13, whose product is annotated as 39S ribosomal protein L13, mitochondrial. Gene Ontology annotation, cellular component: mitochondrial large ribosomal subunit; ribosome. Gene Ontology annotation, molecular function: structural constituent of ribosome; mRNA binding. Gene Ontology annotation, biological process: negative regulation of translation; translation. NCBI's taxonomy places the organism in Eukaryota, Metazoa, Arthropoda, Insecta, Coleoptera, Coccinellidae. The record is from RefSeq and is a predicted model, not a curated record. The coding region runs from base 109 to 645 and encodes 178 amino acids. The transcript has 4 exons.